Microthlaspi erraticum is the source of this 2112-nucleotide messenger RNA. The record is from the annotation of a GenBank genome assembly. NCBI's taxonomy places the organism in Eukaryota, Viridiplantae, Streptophyta, Magnoliopsida, Brassicales, Brassicaceae.
AUGCAAGUGGAGAGCAUUGGAGGAAAGCGCUAUGUCUUUGUUCUAGUGGAUGAUUACUCGCGAUACACUUGGGUCGCUUCAUUCGUGACAAAUCUGACACCAUGGCGAGUUUCAAGAUUUGGGCUCUUCAAGUUAUCACUGAGAAAGGAAGCCUCAAGCGCAUACGCAGUGAUCAUGGGGGAGAAUUUCAGAAUGAGUGGAGCGAAAGAACAGAACACUUCAAGAGAAUGGCGAGCAAUGAUCCAUGGAGGAAACAUUCCUGUGAAGUUUUGGGCUGAAGCAAUCAACACCGCAUGCUACAUCAUCAACCGUGUUUACAUGAGAAAGGCUUUACUCAAAACUCCUUAUGAGUUGUGGAAAGGAAAGACACCUAACUUAAGUUACUUUCGUGUCUUUGGAUGCAGAAGUCAGCGAAGCAGAAACAAAGCAGAGGAGGUUCGUGAAGAAGAAGAAAAGGUUCAUGAGGAAGUCUCUGACACAGCUCCUGAUGUAGGUCUCCCACUGACACAAGUUCACAGAAACCAUUCCUCGAACGAUCUGAUUGGAGACAUCACUGAGCCACGAAGGACGAGAGGAAUCAAGAUGAACUAUAAGCAGAUGGUCAGCAUGGCAAUUAUUCAAUUUGAAUGCUUUGUCUCUGCCAUAGAGCCACGAAAUCAUUGUGAAGCACUGGAAGAUGCAGAUUGGAUCAUCUCCAUGGAAGAGGAACUAGAGGAGUUCGUGAGAAACGAUGUAUGGGAGUUAGUGCCACUACCUGAUGGUGUGAAUGUGGUCGGUACAAAGUGGAUCUUCAAGAACAAGACAGAUGAUGCUGGAAGCAUUGUACGAAACAAGUCAAGACUUGUUGCGCAAGGUUACUCACAAGUUGAAGGAGUCGACUUUGAUGAAACCUUUGCCCCUGUAGCUCGUCUUGAGUCUAUCAGACUGUUUCUAGGGAUGGCAUGCAUAUUGAACUUCAAGCCAACCGAAGGGUUUGAAGAUCCUACACAUCCUGAGUAUGUGUAUAAGCUCAAGAAAGCUCUCUACGGACUGAAACAGGCUCCAAGAGCUUGGUAUGAGCACCUGACGAAGUUUCUGAUUGACACAGGCUACGUCAGAGGAACUGUGGACAAAACCUUGUUCACACUUGAGAAGAAGAAUGAGAUGAUGAUGGUGCAGAUCUAUGUAGAUGAUAUCAUCUUUGGAGGAACUUCAGAGAAGCUGGUGGAAAACUUUGUGAAGAGUAUGACUAAGGAGUUCAAGAUGAGCAUGGUGGGAGAAUUGAAGUACUUUCUUGGACUUCAAGUAAAUCAGACUGAGAAAGGAAUCUUUAUUUCUCAAAGCACCUAUGCCAAGAAUCUACUGGUGAAGUUUGGUCUUGACAAAUGCAAGGAGGCAAGAACACCAAUGAGCACCACGACAAAGAUUGGAAAGGAUGAACAAGGAGAAGAUGUUGAUGUGAAGCUAUACAGAGGAAUGAUUGGAAGCUUGCUUUACCUUACAGCAAGUCGGCCUGACUUAAGCUUCAGCGUUGGAGUGUGUGCUCGUUAUCAGGCCAAACCAAAACAGUCCCAUCUUCAAGCGGUGAAGAAGAUCUUGAGGUAUGUCAAGGGAACUGUCAAUCUGGGGAUCUUUUACUCCAAAGGAUCCAACAGAAAUCUUGCUGGAUAUUGUGACGCCGAUUGGGCAGGAUGUGCAGAUGAUCGGAAAAGCACAAGUGGAGGUUGUUUCUUCCUUGGGAACAAUCUUAUUGCUUGGCUUAGCAAGAAGCAGAAUUCUGUGUCACUAUCUACUGCAGAGGCUGAGUACAUUGCAUUGGGAAGCUGCUGCACACAGCUUAUAUGGAUGAGACAGAUGUCAGCCGAUUAUGGGAUGGAGUCUGGACCCUUCUUGGUCUACUGUGACAACAAAAGCGCCAUUGACAUAUCAAAGAAUCCGGUGCAGCACUCAAGGACUAAGCACAUUGACAUAAGACACCACUUUGUUCGUGAAUUGGUGGAAGAAAAACAGGUAGUACUUGAACAUGUUGUCACAGAUUUACAGCUCGCUGAUUUAUUCACAAAACCAUUGGACUUUAACCGUUUUGUCACCUUAAGAAAUUCCAUUGGAAUUUGCACAAGUGGUUUUGAAUGA